AUGUCAACGAGAUCCAAGUCCAAGCAAGAGGAAGCUUUACAGUUCCUCGAUGACCUCGACUCCCUUUCUCCAGACGUUCCAGCUAGUGGAAGCGCAUCCACCGCAGCACCCAGUCCAGCGAAUCCGGGCGAAGCAGCGGAGGUGCUCGCAUUCCUUGAUGAAAUCACCCAGAAGAGCUCAGAGCCUGUACGCACGACGACUUCAUACAUUGAUCGACCACUUUCGCGGGCUGGAACUCCAACACUCCGAAAGAGCGCCGAGAGAGUCAAGGUGGGCCCGCCUUCCUCCUUAGCAGCAUCGACAUCGUCAUCUAUUAGGGGCGCGUCGCCUGCUACUUCUUCUGUCAACGUGGAAAUGCCAGCGGCGCACCAAGAACCCCAACGCUCCACGCAGUCUGGCGGUUGGGGAUGGGGCAAUGUGUGGACAAGUGCAUCAGCUGCGCUGCAGCAGGCGAAGACGGUUGUGGAUGAACAAGUAAAGCAUCUGCCGAAGCAGGAUCAAGCCCGGAAAUGGAGUGAAGGGAUGCUGGAAUACGCCAAGAACGCACAGCUAGACAAGCUCAGCCAGGACUUCAAGCGCGUCGGGCUUUCCACCCUUACAGAACUUCUGAAUGCUGUGGCUCCUCCUAUCUCCGAGCACGAGGUCAUUCAGGUAUUGCUCAGCCACGACAUGAAAGGCUACGAUGGCAUCGAGUCGCUGGUUUACAACGCUCUCACAAGAAUCAUGGAACAAGUUGAAGGUGGCGAUCUUGUUGUGAAUAAAGGAGAGGAAUCGAAGCCGAAAGAAAGCUCUGGAUCAUCAAAACGGGAGAUGAAUGCUGUCGAGGGAAUUGAACCUGCGCUGAAACUAGCCCAAGCCAAUCUUGAGGAGAUGAUCAAAAACAACAAUAACCCUCCCGCUACAGAGCCGACCUCUCUACAGAAUCCAAUCACCUAUUCAUACGUCUACCUUCGGAUACAACCAUUCACGACCCAGCUCUCGAUACCUGAACCAACGUCGACGAUAUCAUCUCAUCUUCAGUUUAUCAUCCACCUAUCUGAUCCUGCACACCAACUUGUCCACACGACUGUUACGCAGGCAGUUCCGUCCAAAUGGAUGGAUUUAUGGGAUGACUUCGACUGGGUAGAAGACCUCGUGGCGGAGGCUUUGAGAGUUGGCGUGGAAGUGGUCGGACAAGAGUAUAUUGUCACACGGAUGGGUUGGACGAAUAAGGAUAAGAACGUCAUUAAUGAAGACCAAGCGACUACGCUGGCUGCGUAG
Molecule: messenger RNA, 1260 nt
Organism: Heterobasidion irregulare TC 32-1
Lineage: Eukaryota; Fungi; Basidiomycota; Agaricomycetes; Russulales; Bondarzewiaceae
Exons: 4
Coding region: 1-1260 (419 amino acids)
Source: RefSeq, a predicted model, not a curated record